AUGCCGACGCCGGUGACUACGGCGAGAGAAUGCUUGACGGAGGAAGCCGCUCGUGCUCUCGACGAUGCUGUGGCUGUGGCUCGUCGGAGGAGCCACGCGCAGACGACGUCUCUCCACGCCGUUUCCGCUCUUCUAACGAUGCCGUCGUCGAUUCUCCGAGAGGUGUGCGUCUCACGUGCGGCACGCAGUACUCCGUACUCGUCGCGUCUCCAAUUCCGAGCUCUGGAGCUCUGCGUCGGCGUUUCUCUCGACAGGCUCCCGUCGUCCAAGUCUACGGCGGCGGAAGAAGAUCCACCGGUGUCGAAUUCGCUCAUGGCGGCGAUCAAACGGUCGCAAGCGAAUCAGAGGCGGCAUCCGGAGACAUAUCACCUCCAGCAGAUCCACGCCAGCAGCGGCGUCGGUGGCUGCCAGACGACGGUUUUGAAGGUCGAGUUGAAGUACUUUAUAUUAUCCAUCCUCGACGAUCCGAUUGUGAAUCGGGUCUUCGGUGAGGCCGGGUUUCGGAGCUCCGACAUCAAACUCGACGUGCUUCACCCUCCGGUAACGCAAUUCUCUUCCCGCUUCUCACGAGCUCGUUGCCCGCCUCUCUUCCUCUGUAAUCUUCCGAACUCAGAUCCAGGCCGUGAGUUCCCGUUCGGUGGGAGCAGCAGCAGUUUCGACGAGAAUACUCGGAGAAUCGGAGAAGUAUUAGGUGGUAAAGAGAGGAGGAACCCUCUUCUUAUUGGAAAUUGCGCUAACGAAGCUCUUAAAACCUUCACGGAUUCGAUCAACAGUGGGAAGCUAGGGAUUCUCCCUCCGGAGAUUAGCGGGUUAACCAUAGUUAGCAUUGAGAAGGAAAUUAGUGAAAUACUAUCCGAUAGAUCAACAACUGACGAGGAGAUUCGCAUGAAACUUGAUGAUUUAGUUAGAAUCGCAGAGGAAAAUGGAUCGAAAUCGGGGACGAUGCUUAAUCUGGGAGAGUUUAAGGUCUUAACCAGUGAAACUUACAGUAAUGCUUUGGAGAAAUUGGUGUCGAAGCUCUCGGAUUUGCUGAAACACCAAAGUAGGAAACUCUGGCUCGUCGGGUGUGUAUCGAGCAACGAGACGUACACGAAGCUUCUGGAUCGGUUUCCUACGAUCGAUAAGGAUUGGGACCUUCAUGUUCUUCCAAUCACAUCCUCUAAACCCUCGAGUCAAGGGGUUUAUCCAAAAUCCAGCUUGAUGGGAUCGUUUGUUCCGUUUGGAGGCUUCUUUUCGUCUACAUCAGAUUUCGGAGUACCGUUGAGUGGCACAGUGAAUCAGAAGCAUUCCAGAUGUAACCUCUGCAACGAGAAGUAUUUGCAGGAAGUAGCCGCCGUUGCCAAAGCCGGUUCGAGUCUCUCUCUUGCUGAUCGAUGUUCCGAGAAGUUACCUUCUUGGUUACGAGCUGCAGAGACCAAUUUGGACAAGGGAACAACAGGAAGUCGUAAGGCUAUAGAUGAUCCAAUCACAUUAGGCGCGCAAACCGCAGCUCUGCAGAAGAAAUGGGACAACAUAUGCCAAAGUAUCCAUCAAACUCCGGCGUUUCCCAAACUCAGUUUUCAGCCGCCGGUGAGCCCGCAGUUCCCAAUCUCAAAUCCAAAGCAUAAGGAGUAUGUCACAACAUCGGUUGCUAGCCGUAUGGUGAGUUCUCCUGUGAGCUGUGUUACUACAGAUUUAGGUUUGGGAGUACCAAACACACAGAAAGAGAAACCGAUGAUGGAGACACUAAACUCUUCUUUGGUACAAACAUAUCAGAAAGAUUUUAAGUCUCUAAGAGAAUCUCUCUCUCGUAAAGUCCCCUGGCAGACGGAAGCUGUGAAUGCCAUAAGCCAAGUGAUCUCCGAAUGCAAAAGCGACUCUACGAGAAGAAACCACGCAAGUGGAAUCUGGCUGGCUCUUCUUGGACCUGAUAAAGUCGGGAAGAAGAAAGUAGCGUCGGCUCUUUCUGAGAUCUUCUUUGGUGGCAGUGUCAACUGCAUCUGUGUGGAUUUCGGAGCAGAGCACUGUUAUCUUGAUGACAAAUUCAGAGGCAAAACAGUGGUUGAUUACAUAACCGGGGAGUUAUCAAGGAAACCACAAUCUGUUGUUUUACUAGAAAACGUGGAAAAAGCUGAGUUCCCGGAUCAGAUGAGAUUGUCUGAUGCUGUGAGUAGUGGGAAACUCCGUGACUCGCAUGGAAGAAUGGUCGGUAUGAAAAACGUGAUUGUUAUUGCGACUUCUGGGAGCUCCAAGGAUGAUCAUGCCAAGUUUUCCGAGGAGAGAGUUCUCAGCGCAAGAAGGUGGAAACUAGAGAUAAAGUUAGCUAAAACCGGGGUGAAUAAGAGAAAACACGAGCCAGAGGCAGGGGAACGUGCAGAGAAAGCGCAACGUUCGUAUCUUGACCUGAAUCUUCCUGUGAGUGAGACAGAAGUUAGCUUUAGCCAUGAAACAGAGGACGCAAAGGCAUGGUUUGAUGAUUUCAUCGAAAAGGUAGACGGAAGAGUGACGUUCAAGCCGGUUGAUUUAGAUGGGUUAGCCAAGAAGAUUCAGGAGCAGAUUAUCUCACAUUUUGCAAGGUGCUUUGGAUCCGAAACACAUCUGGAAAUUGAUAAUGAAGUGUUAGUUCAGAUUCUGGCGGCGUCUUGGUCGUCUGGGGAAGAAGAGAGAAGGGUUGAUCAAUGGAUGCAAACUGUUCUUGCUCCGAGCUUUGCUGAAGCGAGGCGUAGAUACGGUUUGAAUCCUGCGUUGGCCGUGAAACUGGUUGCUUCUACAGAGUUAGCUGCCGGAGUAGAGUUGCCGGAGAAGGUGGACGUGAUGUGA
This is a messenger RNA of Microthlaspi erraticum, 2799 nucleotides long. NCBI's taxonomy places the organism in Eukaryota, Viridiplantae, Streptophyta, Magnoliopsida, Brassicales, Brassicaceae. The record is from the annotation of a GenBank genome assembly.